Necator americanus (New World hookworm) is the source of this 327-nucleotide messenger RNA. RefSeq lists its product as uncharacterized. NCBI's taxonomy places the organism in Eukaryota, Metazoa, Nematoda, Chromadorea, Rhabditida, Ancylostomatidae. The coding region runs from base 1 to 327 and encodes 108 amino acids. The transcript has a single exon. The record is from RefSeq and is a predicted model, not a curated record.
AUGCUAUGUCAGCUUCAGAUUCUCUUUCAGUCCGUGUUCCAGAAAUUUACCAAGAUUCCUUCGAAAAUUUUUAUUAAUAACCAGACCUUGGAAAUCGUUGCAAAGAGAGAAAACAAAACGAAAAGAAAGGAAAAGAAAAAAGAUUUCGUGAAAACAAUGUCAUUAGACUUGCACAUGUAUGAGAAACAAGCGAAGACAUCAACCACAAACAUGAAAUCCUAUGCCCCAAUCCUAGAGACUCUCGUUCAAAAUACCCACAACAAGAAAAAAAAAUGGAAUGUCAAUGUUCACAGUGACAUAUCUGCCACUAGUGCAUUUCUUUCUUAG